Messenger RNA from Chenopodium quinoa (quinoa), 1350 nucleotides. Its product is annotated as protein FAR1-RELATED SEQUENCE 1-like. The transcript is spliced from 4 exons. The record is from RefSeq and is a predicted model, not a curated record. Gene Ontology annotation, molecular function: zinc ion binding. The coding region runs from base 1 to 1350 and encodes 449 amino acids. Lineage: Eukaryota; Viridiplantae; Streptophyta; Magnoliopsida; Caryophyllales; Amaranthaceae.
AUGAGGGCACAAAGAGAAGCAAAAAAGAGGGCCAAAGCGAUGGACGCUAGUGGGUCAGGUGGAGUGAUUGGUGGAAUGGUCGGAGAGGAUGAGUUGAGUCGUAGCAAAAGAAGGUCUAAAAAAUGUGAGUGUAUUGCCAAUGUGUAUGCAAGUGUAAACCGUGAAGGAGAAUGGGUGAUAAGGAUAGUUGAAUUGGAGCACACAGGUCACGCCCCCAAUCGUAGGAAUGCUCGUUUAGUGAAAGAGUAUCGGAUGAAACACUUUACAUCAAGAGUGAGAAAGAAGCUACAUAAAUAUUUUGAGAAUGGGUUACCAGUGAAGCAAAUCCAUGGGUGCUUUGGAACUGAGAUGGUGGACUCUGAGCCUUUGCCAUUCAAUGUGAAGGACAUAGAGCAUGAGGUCUACAAAAGAAGGCGUUUACUAAUGGAGGGAAGUGAAUGUGUUGCCAUGAUGAAAUUUUUUCAACAAAUGCAAUCUGGGAAUAUAAAUUUUUAUUUUUCACAACGGUUGGAUGAUGAAGCUCCCAAAGCAAUGCUCACCGACCAGGCAGCUGCCAUGAGGAAGCCACUUGAGGAGGUGAUGCCGAUGACGAGACACCAAUGGUGCAUCUGGCACAUAAUGAGAAAGAUUCCUGAAAAACUUGGUAAAUGCGAAAAGUAUCAGGAAUUAAAGAGAAAGCUAAAGUGUGUUGUUUAUGAAAGUUUCAACGUCCAAGAAUUUGAGAACAAUUGGAAUGAAGUUGUUACUAAAUAUGAGCUGCAGAGCAAUGAAUGGCUUGACAUUCUUUGCAAGGAACGACACAUGUGGUUGUUCGAGUUCCCACAAAAGUAUGAUAAGGCCGUGGAGAAGAGAGUUGAUGAUGAAGUAGAUGCUGAUGAAAAAUGUGCGAAAUAUAUCAGGCGAUUGGUCAGUGGUUUUGCGGUUGAGAAAUUAUUUCAAAAGUUAUACAUGGAUACUAAGUUUCAAGAAGUGCAAACGGAAUGUUGUAGGCUUAUGUACUGCUAUCCUCGUGAAGAGAAUAUAGUAUCAGAAAAUCUAAUUCAGUAUCUGAUUGAAGAUCGUGUUUGGAUUGUUCCAGAGGGUAAGAACGAGGCUGUAUUGACAAAUAGGAGGAGGUUUUAUUCAGCUACUUUUCACACCGAAACCAAAAUAGUCUGUUGUGAUUGCCGCAAGUUUGAAACAGAUGGUAUAAUUUGCAGGCACAUCAUUCGUAUUCCUGACCUUAAUCAAGUCGUUGACAUUCCACAACGAUAUAUACUAAGUCAUUGGAGAAAAGAUUUGUUAAGGAUGCACACAGGUGUUAAGGUAUCCAAGCAUGAUCCAUCUAAGACCGGGUUGUGGAAAAGGUGA